Molecule: messenger RNA, 1773 nt
Organism: Lodderomyces oxycetoniae
Lineage: Eukaryota; Fungi; Ascomycota; Pichiomycetes; Serinales; Debaryomycetaceae
Exons: 1
Coding region: 1-1773 (590 amino acids)
Source: RefSeq, a predicted model, not a curated record
AUGGCUUCCUACUAUUAUCAGCAACCACAAGGUGGGUAUGUUAAUGAACUUGACUUAAACUCGUUGUUGAAUUUGUUACACCAAGAACAGUUCAAUCAGCAUAGAAAUCAAAUACCUCACCAUUAUUAUAAUCACCGCCCACAACACCGGCAACAACACCAGCAACAACAACAACAACACCAGCACCAGAAACAACAACGGGCACAGCAGCCUUUAAUUCAUUACUAUUCUCCACGGCCACUGCAAUUGCAAAUACAACCAUACAAACAGCAACAGCCAAGUGCUAGACCAAGAGUAGUCAAGAAAUUAGAAACUGAAGAUGAGUAUCAAAUCCAAAUUUACAAACCAUAUGGUAAUUUCAAUAACUACGAAGUACAAGUAGUCAAGGCUCAACCUCCAUUGAUCAAGAUUGUUAUUCUGGCACCAGCGGAUAAUUUCAAGAUUUCAAACACAUUCAAUUUGAACUAUAUCGAUAUUGAGAAUAUCAAUUGGAGGUGGUACAAACUGGAGAAUAUCUUGUGCUUAAACAUCCCCAAGAAGUUGCAUUAUAUCCACUCAAGUAUUGAGGAUAUUUUCAAUUGCUUGUUUGGUGGUAGCGGUAUUACCGAUGACGAUGCUAAUGCCGUUGCUAAUGCUGAUGAGGAUGCUGAUGAGGAUGAGUAUGAGUAUGAGGAACCUGUAGAGUUGCAUUUAUUAGAAGAUGCUAAAGGGGACAGCAAACAGAAUGACGAGGUGGAGCUGGGUAAUUUAGAAGAGUAUGAAAGACUUUUGCAAGAAGCAGCAGAAGCUUUGAAACAAAAGAAGCAAAAGAAGAAGCAACAGAGACAACAAAAGGACAAAUCUGGUGUUGCCAACGGUUCUCAUCCUGGAUUUUCGAAACUCGAACAGGAUGAAGAGGAUAGAUUGGAAGAUCACGAGAAGUUAUUAGAAGACGCUGCAAAUGCCUUGAAACAAAAGAAGGAUAAGAAUAACAAACCUGAUGCUGCUGUUGCUACAUCUUCUGAUGUCAGUGCUGAAGACAAAAAGGCUAAAGAGCUUGAGUAUAAAGCAGCAGAGGAAGCAGCAGCCUUGGCACGCAAGAAGCAAGAAGUAGAGGAAAAGAAUGCAUUGAAAGAGAAUAAGGCAUUAGAGGGAAACAAGUCAUUAGAGGAAAAGAAGCGCGAGUUUGCCCAAAAACAAAAGGAAACCGAGGAAAGGAUCAAGCAAGCACAACUAGAAUUGGAGAGAUUGGUAAAGCAACAAGAAGAGUUGGAAAAAGAAUCUGGAAAUAGAAAAGAUGGUUUGAAGCAAGUUGAAGCUAAAGCUGAAGCUGAUCAAGAACAAGAACAAGAUCAAGAUCAAGAGAAGCCAAGUACUCAAAAAAAAGAGCAAUUGGCAAUUAAAGAUGAAAACAAGCAGAGACAAAUCGAUGAAAUAAGGAAACAACAGCAACUACAACAGCAAGAGCUAUUAAACCAAUUUUUUGGCUUUAACUUAGGUCCUGUAUUAACUGAUUGUUUGCCAAAACCUCAGGAUAACUCUAUUAAGCAGACGAAGAAAAAACAAGUACAAGAAAUUGCAACUAAUUUGGUACCAAAAGAAGAAACAGGUACUACCACCUCAAUGCUAAAGUCUAAUUCCAAAGAAAAUGAGUCAAAAACUCCCAAUGUAAAACAAAGUCUUAAAGACACGGCUAGAGCUAAUAGUGGAAAAAUCAAAAGACGCGAAUCACCUCUUUUGGAAGAUGUCGAGGAUGAAGAGUCUGUAUUGUGGAGGAAAAAAUUUGAUCAUUGA